UGAUAAUAUAUGUCUCAUCCCACUGCAGCCAUGCCCUCUGUUUCUGGUGCUGCAUCCUUCGAAGAAGUUCCUUCUCCUUGCACAUCUGCAGCUAACCCAACAAAUGCAGAAGUCACUUGUGCUACAGCAGCUGUGAACAGUUGUGACAGGUUAUCUGCUGAUGGUGAAGAUAAGGAUGAAUCAUUCACUGAGACUCAGCUGGAGAACACAGACGAGACUCCUGAUGAGACGAAGUGGAUCCGUCCUGAUUUGCCCAGCAGAUGUACUUGGAAGCUGGCUGCGCCCAUGUCAGAGUCGCCUCAUAGCCACUCAGCAUGCACCAAGCCCUCUGGCAUCCUCCCCAGCAUCCUUGAGAAAAUUGGACACACACCUCUGGUUCGCUUGAACAAAAUCCCCAAAGAGUUUGGGCUCAAGUGUGAUAUCUUGGCCAAGUGUGAGUUCUUCAAUGCAGGAGGCAGUGUGAAAGACAGGAUCGCCCUGCGCAUGGUGGAGGACGCCGAGAGAGCCGGGGUCCUUAAACCAGGAGACACCAUCAUCGAGCCCACCUCUGGAAACACGGGUAUUGGCCUCGCCCUCAUAGCUGCAGUAAAAGGCUACCAUUGCAUCAUUGUGAUGCCUGAGAAGAUGAGCAUGGAGAAGGUGCAUGUCCUGCAAGCUCUUGGGGCAGAAAUUGUCCGCACACCCACAGCUGCAGCUUUUGAUUCACCAGAGUCUCAUAUACGUACGGCCUGGCGUCUGAAGAACGAGAUCCCCAACUCGCACAUCCUCAACCAGUAUCGCAAUGCAAGCAACCCCCUGGCUCACUACGACACCACGGCUGAGGAGAUACUGGAGCAGUGUGAUGGUAAAUUGGACAUGUUGGUGGCCGGAGCCGGCACGGGCGGCACGCUCACUGGUGUUGCUCGAAAGUUAAAGGAAAGAUGUCCAAAUGUCAAAAUAGUCGGUGUGGAUCCUGAAGGCUCUGUUCUGGUUGGCUCAGAGGAGAAAAGUGAAAAGGUUCCAUUUGAAGUGGAAGGUAUUGGAUAUGACUUCAUCCCCACAGUACUGGACAGAUCUAUUGUGGAUGUUUGGUACAAAUCAACCGACACAGAAACGUUCCUUAUGUCCCGCAAACUGAUCAGAGAGGAGGGUCUUUUGUGCGGUGGCAGCUCUGGCUCAGCGAUGGCAGCAGCUGUGAAGAUGGCUCAGCAGCUGGAGGAGGGGCAGCGCUGUGUGGUCAUCCUGCCUGACUCUGUCCGCAACUACAUGUCAAAGUUCCUGAGCGAUCAGUGGAUGUGUGAGAAAGGCUUCCUCUGCUUGGACGCUCAGAUGGACCCAAAACCCUGGUGGUGGAACCGGACUGUUCAGAGUUUACACCUGUCUGCCCCCCUCACUGUCACACAUUCUGUGUCCUGCCAGAAAACCAUUGAGAUCCUAAAGGAGAACUCACUGGAUCAGGCACCAGUCGUCACUGAGUCAGGGGCCAUCCUGGGAAUGGUGACUCUGGAAACCAUUCUGUCCUCUCUGUUGGCGGGGAAGGUUGAACUUUCAGCGGCUGUUAGCGCGGUGCUCCUCAAAGCCUUCAAACAGGUGCACCUGACAGACGACCUGGGGAAGCUUUCCCAUAUCCUCAAAACUGAUAACUUUGCCCUGGUGGUUCACAAUCAAACGCAAUACGGGGUCGAUGGGUCGGCCCUCCAGAGGGAGAUUUUAUUUGCUGUCGUGACAGCGAUUGACCUUCUCUCCUACAUCACCACACACGAGGGGCAGGACUGCAACCAUCAAAGUCAGGCAGUGUAACCCAGUGACUGUGUCCUGUUUAACGUGGAUUUUACUUCCUGUUCAUUGAGAGACAGCAAACGAUCACCUGUAGUGUCACUGAAAUAAUCAUAAUAAUAAUGAUGAUGAUAAUAAUAAUAGAGCUCCAGAGAGGACAGAGAAGUUGUAAAGCACUAUUCAGAGCUAUCUUUGUUCUUUUUUUAAACACUGUGCAUCUUGUAAUGAGUGAAAAAUCUCCAGUUAAAGGGCAGCUUAGUUUUUUUUUGGAGGGACGUUACCAUCAUCUUUCUGAAACUUUAUCACUCUUUUCUCUUACAAUACAGUAAAAAUAUUUCUAUUCUUUGCAUUUUUUUCCUGCCACACAUAAUGUCUUUUUUAAGUGUGGUGCCUUUGUGUUUAGUGUUUUUUCUUUUUUUGUACAUGUUUUUAUCAAUUUGCUUUAUUUGCUCCGUGUAAGUCACUUAGCAUUAGCCAAGAAGUUAGUUUAUACAUUUAAAAACUAGCAAACCAACAUAACCUAAAUUUGACUAAGAGAAACCUACGUUGAUAAAAUAGUUUAUUAUGUUGUAUAAAUGAAUAUAGAUACAAUUAUGUCCAGAAGUAUGAUAUAAACAGAGGCAUAUUUUGUUUCUUCUGUGUCCCUCACAAUGCAAAGCAUAUAACAUCAUGACAAUGUUAUUGGUCAGUUACAAUGUUGAUCAUGGACCAACAUUAUGAUGAUGAUGCAGAAACGGCACCAAUAGGAGAUAUCAGAUGUUGUUGGUGUUGUGCCAAAAAAGCCAAACAAUGAUUUCUGCUGUUCUCGUGUGCUUUUUAUGUCUAAUAUUUACUUACAUUGUAAUUAGACUGUAGUGAACGGGGUUUAUUAUGUGGUUAUAUAGAAAAUAAAGAAAUAACCUGUUUUGCAAACAUUUUAUGACUCUGC
Messenger RNA from Haplochromis burtoni (Burton's mouthbrooder), 2683 nucleotides. Its product is annotated as cystathionine beta-synthase. Gene Ontology annotation, molecular function: cysteine synthase activity; cystathionine beta-synthase activity. NCBI's taxonomy places the organism in Eukaryota, Metazoa, Chordata, Actinopteri, Cichliformes, Cichlidae. The coding region runs from base 10 to 1779 and encodes 589 amino acids. The record is from RefSeq and is a predicted model, not a curated record. Gene Ontology annotation, cellular component: cytoplasm. The transcript is spliced from 14 exons.